This is a messenger RNA of Colletotrichum abscissum, 363 nucleotides long. RefSeq lists its product as uncharacterized. The coding region runs from base 1 to 363 and encodes 120 amino acids. The transcript has 2 exons. Lineage: Eukaryota; Fungi; Ascomycota; Sordariomycetes; Glomerellales; Glomerellaceae. The record is from RefSeq and is a predicted model, not a curated record.
AUGUUCCGCCGAACCCAAACCGAUGACUUCAACGAACCGUGGACAUUCAAAGACAAUUCUCUCGACUACAUCAACAUGCGGUUCCUGACUGGAUCCGUUCGUGAUUGGAGAUUUUUAGUGGGUGAAGCUUAUCGUUGCUUGAAGGAAGGCGGUAUUCUCGAGAGUUCAGAGCCAUCGUUUCUCAUCGAGAGCGAUGACGGCACAGUGAACGCGGAAAGCUGCUGGUACUGGUGGUCGAGAGUCUUCGAACAAUACGGGGCUCAGACUGGACAGACGUUCUCUGUGGUACAAGAGGGCAUACAAAGACGGGCUCUGGAAGAGGCACAUUUCAGCAACAUCCAGGAGUUCGACUACAAGGUAUGA